AUGGCAUUUUGCUCACACCUGAGUGGCGAGAGCGUGCUCUUCGAGGCGCACAAGAGCCCACCCAGGUGGAAGAGAUGGGAAGUGGGACGCUCCUGGGACAGCUGCAGGCUUGAGCAUCUGUGUCCUCGGGUUGCUUGUGGGGAGCUGUCACUUGUCUGUGGGGAUACAGAAUUGUUGCCAUGUCUCCUGCAGGACAGCAGUGCUGGUCGCCUCUCAUUCUGUACCAAGGUGUGCUAUGGCUUUGGGGGCGUCCCCAACCAGGUGGCCUCCAGUGCCAUAUCCUUUUACCUGCAGCUCUUCCUGCUCGAUGUGGCCCAGAUCCCCGCUGCGCAGGUGUCCCUUGUCCUGUUUGGAGGCAAGGUGUCCGGGGCAGUUGCCGACCCUGUGGCUGGGUUCUUCAUCAACAGAAGUAGGAGGACAGGGUCCGGACAGCUCAUGCCCUGGAUACUGGGCUGCACACCCUUUCUCAGCCUGGCCUACUUCUUCCUGUGGUUCCUGCCUCCCUUCGCCAGCCUGCGAGGACUUUGGUACACCACGUUCUACUGCCUCUUCCAGGCCCUGGCCACGUUCUUCCAGGUGCCCUACACAGCACUCACCAUGCUGCUCACCCCGAGCCCCAGGGAACGAGACUCUGCCACCGCGUAUCGGAUGACAAUGGAAAUGGCAGGGACGCUGAUGGGAGCCACCGUCCAUGGGCUGGUUGUGUCUGGUGCCCACGGGUUCAACCACUGUGAGCUCCCUGGGCCUGCUGCUGUCUCCCCAGACGCCACUCGCCUCUACUCCAUCGCGGCCGCUGUGGUUGCUGUGACUUACCCCGCGUGCAUCACUCUGCUCUGCCUGGGCGUCAAGGAGCAGCCAGACCCCGUUGACCCAGCCUCGGGCCAAGGCCUCGGCUUUUUUGCCGGCCUGGGCCUGACAACCAGACACCCACCCUAUGUGAAGCUGGUGGUCUCCUUCCUGUUCAUCUCAGCUGCAGUGCAGGUGGAGCAGAGCUACCUGGUCCUCUUCUGUACACACGCUGCCCAGCUACAAGACCACGUCCAGAGCCUGGUGCUAACCAUCCUGGUCUCGGCUGUGCUGAGCACCCCACUGUGGGAGUGGGUUCUCCAGCGAUUUGGGAAGAGGAUGUCGGCCCUUGGCAUCUGUGUGAUGGUGCCUUUCGCGGUCUUGCUGGCUGCUCUGCCCACAGCGCCCGUGGCAUAUGUUGUGGCCUUUGUCUCUGGCGUGAGCAUUGCUGUGUCCUUGCUGCUCCCCUGGUCCAUGCUGCCAGAUGUGGUGGACGACUUCCAGCUGCAGCACCGACACGGCCCAGGCCUGGAGACCAUCUUCUACUCAUCCUACGUCUUCUUCACCAAGCUCUCGAGCGCGUGUGCCCUGGGCAUCUCCACCCUCAGUCUAGAGUUUGCAGGGUACAAGGUGGGAGCGUGCAAACAGGCAGCCGAGGUGGUGGUCACCCUCAAGGUCCUCAUCGGCGCCGUGCCCACCUGCCUGAUCCUCACGGGUCUGUGCAUCCUCAUGGCCAGCCCCACGCCCCAGGUGCCAGGCCAGGACAGCUCCCAGCGGCACAGCCUCCGGAGGAAGAGUAGCCUCAGCCUUGCUUCAAAUUCAAGAGGACUGCUGUGAGCAGAACCGUAGGAGCAGGUCUCCUGGGCCUCAGUCUCUGUCCUCGGCGCUUGGUGCCUCCCUGCAGUUUAGCAGAAGGCGCUGCCCUCUCAGGUCGGCGUCUCCAGUGACGACUCCUAUGGGACGGCCUGGGCUCCAGGACGCCCACCUGCCAUCUGCCCGCGGCUCACAGAGCAUCUCAGGCCUGUGACCCUCACCACACCAGCUUCCAGCAAGCUUUGAGCCACAAGGCACCCCAGGGGCAGUGUUCCUGCCAACAAGAAGCCCGGGCCUAGCCUUGAGACUCCCGUAGGGAGGGACACGCGCACGCAGUCCCCUGGUCCCGAAGCUCCAGCAGACAUCUGCUGAACACUAGAGAGGCUGAGAUGCCACGAGGGGAGGCAAAGCGGAGACAGACGACGUGCUACAGACACACAAGGGGAUACAGAGACCUGCCCAGGAGAAAGGAGAGGACGGUGAGCGAGCCACGAGGAACAGGAGGUUCCCAGCCUUCUGCUCUGUCACAUGAGCCCACGGCACUGCUGCUACACCGAGCCCCGGAGGUCAAGUGUUUCUCUAACACAGGUGCUCCACGCAGCAGUUUUUCCAAAACCCUAUCUUAUUAAAGCACAGGCACUGGAGUUUUCUCAAGGCCAUGUCUUUGGGGAAAAGACCUACUAAGGGUUGUUGUUUACAACACAAAGGGAAAAAAAACAAAAGGUUUACCUCAUAGAGUCUGCGGGAUGUGACUGGACAGCCUUCUCAGACCACCCCUGGAAUCUGCCGAGGAGGAGGGAGGUGUCCAGUGUCACUGAAACUGGCCGCUGCCCCAGCCACAUAUCCCUUGCUGCAUUUCCUGAGACCAGGGUCCCCAUAUGGGAGCUGGCUUCCUCCUUUCCUUCACAAAGACACAAAGCUGAGACUGUAGAGGGGGCCAGGGCCCAGGCAGUGGCUUAUAGUGGCCUGGGCCUGGGAUGAGCUGGGAGCUCAGGACGGGGUCAGAGGAGCUGUGUGGCCAAAAGCCCGAAAGUAACUGCUCAGCACAAUAAACAUUUGCUGAGUGGACAAGAGAAUGUAUCACCCACCUGCUAAACAGGAGCAGCUUUAGUGGUCCCUCAGCUUUCCCCUCAGUGUCUGCCAUGCUGGUCUUACCUGCCCUGCCAUCCCUGUCUCCUCGGCCUCACAACCUGCUCUGUGCCCAGGGAACUUGGCUCCUGGCCUCCACAGCUGGGGUGAAGCAAGCCCAACUGGAGGAGGCCAGCUAGGGUGAGGAGCCAGGACUUUGUAGACUGCUUCCAUCCUUUGUUGUUGUUGAUACUCUUUUUGGGAAAAGGUUUCACCGUGCAGUUCAGGCUGGCCUCACUCACAGCAAUCCUCCUGCCUCAGCCUCCCAAGUGCUGGGAUCACAGGCAUGUGCCACUAUGCCCGGCUUGCUUCUAUCUUUUGCCAUACAUGAUUGGUUGGCUUGUUUAAUAAACUGGAGCCUCUGAUUCUU
Messenger RNA from Chinchilla lanigera (long-tailed chinchilla), 3097 nucleotides. RefSeq names its product major facilitator superfamily domain containing 2B (gene Mfsd2b). The record is from RefSeq and is a predicted model, not a curated record. Lineage: Eukaryota; Metazoa; Chordata; Mammalia; Rodentia; Chinchillidae. Gene Ontology annotation, cellular component: membrane. Gene Ontology annotation, biological process: carbohydrate transport. Gene Ontology annotation, molecular function: sphingolipid intramembrane carrier activity; symporter activity. The transcript has 14 exons. Bases 1 to 1623 code for a protein of 540 amino acids.